This is a messenger RNA of Botrytis fragariae, 939 nucleotides long. RefSeq names its product putative aldolase citrate lyase family protein. NCBI's taxonomy places the organism in Eukaryota, Fungi, Ascomycota, Leotiomycetes, Helotiales, Sclerotiniaceae. Gene Ontology annotation, cellular component: cytoplasm. Bases 1 to 939 code for a protein of 312 amino acids. The record is from RefSeq and is a predicted model, not a curated record. Gene Ontology annotation, molecular function: aldehyde-lyase activity. The transcript has 3 exons.
AUGCUUUCUCGUUGCAACCUUGGAUGGAGAUCUAAUUCGACUUUUCUUUCUUCUUCAAAGUUCUCAACGAAGAACCUUCUAGUCAAAAACGGACACAAUUAUCAUAAAAUGGCGACAAUCAUGCAAGAAGCAAAUCGUUUGAGGAGGGUGAUGGGGGAGGGCAAGGGACCGGCGACGGGCUGUUGGCAGAUGAUUCCAGGAGCCAACGUUUCGAGAACUUUGGCGAGGACAGGUGUUGAUUGGGUCUUGGUAGAUUGCGAGCAUGGGAAUAUAGACGAUGCCGCAAUGCAUGAUGCAGUUCCAGCAAUUGCUGCGUGCGGGGUGAGUCCGAUAGUCAGAAUUCCAGAUAAUCAAGGAUGGAUGGUCAAGCGGGCUUUGGACUGUGGUGCGCAUGGUGUACUUGUACCUCUCCUGUACACAGCCGAGGGAGCCGAACAGCUCGUGAAAAGUGCUAAGUUUCCGCCUCAAGGUCAAAGAGGCUUUGGAUCACCUUUUCCUCAUGAGCGCUUCAACCCGGAAUUGAACUCUGAUGCAUAUCUGAAUCAAGCCAAUGAGAGUAUUCUGACCAUGGUACAAAUCGAAACCAAGGAAGCGUUGGAGAAUGUCGAUGCCAUUGCUGCUGUUCCUGGUAUUGACGUUCUUUUCAUUGGUCCUUUCGAUCUUGGCAACAACAUUGGUCAUCCCAUCGUUGCAGGACAAAUGCACGAGAAUCUUCAUGCUGCAAUUGCAAAGAUUUUGAAGGCGGCAAAUACAGCUGGAAAAAAGGCCGGUAUUUUUUGUACGAGUGGAGAACAAGCAAAAGGGUACGCAGAUCAGGGGUUCCAUAUGAUGAGUGUUGCAACAGAUAUGCAUAUUUUACCACAGGGUGUAAUCGCUGCCGUGAACAAGGCAAAGGGUCAAGAAGAUGGCCCCAAAUUGACUGGUCCUUACGGCAGGUAG